AUUUUUUAGGGGCAAAUAUCGGCUGUUUGACAACACUGACAACAACUGUACUAGCGUGCGCGUAUUUUACAUUUACAAUUAAAAUUGGCGAAGCAACUCGAUUUUCGGCAAACAAAAAGCGAAGAAGAAGAGGAGGCAAGCGAAAAUAAGUGAGCGUGUGUGUGUGUCUCGAGAGCGCUUCGGCAGUUUGUGUGUUUUGCGCCAGAGAGCGAAAGAGAGAGGUCUAGUGUGCGUGUGUGUGCGUGAAGGGACGCCGCUAAAAAAGGCGCAGAAAAGAAAAGAAAAGCGAGGAUUUUCUUUAUUCGCUUGCUAAUUUAAAACCGCCAGCAAAAUAAUGGAGGAAGUUGCGGUAAAGAAGCGCGGUCGGCCGCCAAAGGCAGCCAGCGCUGGUGGAUCCGCCUCGUCGGCGGCGGCGGCAGCUUCGCCGGGCGCCAAAAAGCGCGGUCGUCCCGCCAAGAACAAGGGAGCGAGUGCACCAAGCGGCGGCGGCGGCCAGCGGGGUCGCCCGCCCAAGGCGUCCAAAAUCCAAAACGACGACGACGAGGAUGAGGACGAGGAGGAGGAGGACUCCGGCAACGAGCUGGCCAACAACUCCUCCCCCUCGCCCCCGGCGAAGGGCAGGGGACGCCCCAGGAGCACCGGCGGCGGUGGCGGCGGAGAUGCGGUCAAGACGCCCGGUUCCGCCAAAAAACGCAAGGCCGGCAGGCCCAAGAAGCAUCAGCCCAGCGAUAGCGAGGAGGAAGGCAAGUACAACAAAAGAGUUUUUACUGUACAGUAA
This is a messenger RNA of Drosophila takahashii, 778 nucleotides long. Lineage: Eukaryota; Metazoa; Arthropoda; Insecta; Diptera; Drosophilidae. The record is from RefSeq and is a predicted model, not a curated record.